This is a messenger RNA of Cynoglossus semilaevis (tongue sole), 4229 nucleotides long. RefSeq names its product nardilysin-like. Gene Ontology annotation, biological process: proteolysis. The record is from RefSeq and is a predicted model, not a curated record. The transcript has 32 exons. NCBI's taxonomy places the organism in Eukaryota, Metazoa, Chordata, Actinopteri, Pleuronectiformes, Cynoglossidae. Gene Ontology annotation, molecular function: metalloendopeptidase activity; metal ion binding. Bases 951 to 4229 code for a protein of 1092 amino acids.
UUUCACCAGAGAUCUUAAACUAAGUACCUUUUUUAUUCUGGUGAGGAAUGUAAAUCAGGCCAACAAAUGUGUGUCUUCCACAUACCUGAACAAAUUAACAAAGGGGUGCAACAUUACACGUUACCACUAGAGGUCAGUCAAUCCGACAUAGUGUACCUUUACAUAUCUUUGUUCGCAGGGUAUAACUGCACUAAAGUCUAUUUUACGGUACACGCUAGAAGCUGUUUAGUAUGAGCGAAUUUGCAUAAUUUUGCCUCGCAGCUUAUGUCUGCCACCUAGCGGCUCCUAAAUCAAUCAUCCCAGUCUGGCGCCUAUCGCAGGUGCACUAGAAAUAUGCAGGGGGUCCAGUUUCCACUGAGCACACUCAAGAUGUCGUGUGGAUAUAUUACUGAUGAGUGACCGCUCUGAGGAGCUUUCAAACCAAAACGGCCUAUUAAUUAUGACAGUCACAAACGCUGGGCUGAACACUCUCCGGUUAGCAGUUAUAAUCGAGAGCAGAUGGCGGAAGACAGCUGCCUGGUUCCUUCCAGGUGGAGGAAGGUGAUGAAGCCUCACUUGUCACGGCCGGUAAGUCAUCACCACCAUCAUCAUAACUCCAGCAACAGCGGCAGCAGCCCGUGCACCGACUUCCGGAAUUCAACACACAUGGCUACGAUGUAACCACGCCCCUUUGCCUGAACAUCUAAUCACAGAACCGAAGUAAAAACGAUGUCAAUCUGUUCAGCCAAUCAGAGCUCGCCUUGUUGGGACGUCCAUAGCUUUCACAUAUCACUGAGGCCCUUUAGCCGAACAGGGAGGAAGGGAGGGUCUUCAUCAUUGCCCUGUUCAGGCUGACACGGCGUGUGACCGUGCUGAGGAGUAAAUUACCGUUGACAGUUAGCUGUCCUGUUGUUUAUGGUCGCGCCUGGCUGUCAGCCCACAGUGCCAAACUCUCAUCAUCUUUGCCGAGCAUGCCGCCAACAAACAAGUUAAAAAACACAAUGGCGUCUGAGUCCUCAGGUGUGGUACAGGCUUCAGCUCAAGAAACACAGUCUGUGUCUCGCGAGGUGAGCCUGGCUGCGAGCGAAACAGAAGGAAAGGAGGACAAUAUUGGAGACAGAGAGAUCAUCAAGUCCCCCAGUGACCCCAAACAGUACAGGUAUGUCGUGCUGGAGAACGGGCUGAGGGCUUUGCUCAUCUCAGAUUUCAAUGGAGCAGCAACAAUGGAAGACGAGGAUUCGGAUGGAGAAGAUGGAGGUGAAGAAGAAGAGGACGAUGAGUCUGGAGAUGAAACUGAAGAUGACUCGGAGGAAGAGGACAGUGAGAGUGGCAGUAAUCAUGAUGAUGGUGAUGAUGAUGAUGAUGACAAAGAAGGGAAGAAGAAGAAAGGAAAUGCAGAAAAACAGUCUGCAGCUGCACUGUGUGUUGGAGUAGGCAGCUUCAGUGACCCCAGUGACCUCCCUGGACUCGCUCACUUCCUGGAACACAUGGUGUUCAUGGGCAGUGAGAAGUACCCCUCAGAAAACGGCUUUGAUGCUUUCCUCAAGAAGCACGGUGGGAGUGACAAUGCUUCCACCGACUGCGAGAGGACCGUCUUCCAGUUUGACGUCCAGAGGAAAAGCUUCAAAGAGGCCCUUGACAGGUGGGCCCAGUUCUUCAUCUGCCCCCUGAUGAUCCGUGACGCCAUCGACAGGGAGGUGGAGGCCGUCGACAGCGAGUACCAGCUGGCUAAGCCUUCGGACUCCCACAGGAAGGAGAUGCUGUUUGGCAGUCUGGCCAAAGCGGGGCACCCUAUGGGCAAGUUUUGUUGGGGAAACGCUCAGACCCUGAAGCAGGAGCCGAAGAAGAAGAAGAUCAACGUGUACAAGCGUCUGCGUGCCUUCUGGAAGAAGCACUACUCUGCCCACUACAUGACUCUGGCACUGCAGUCUAAAGAGAAGCUGGACACGCUGGAGGAGUGGGUCAGGGAGAUCUUCAGCUCGGUGCCUAACAAUGGUUUGCCGAGGCCAGAUUUCUCUGAUUUGUUGGAUCCCUUUGAGACAUCAGGCUUCAACAAGCUCUACAGAGUUGUCCCCGUAAGGAAAGUUCACGCUUUGAACAUCACUUGGGCUCUGCCUCCUCAGGAGAAACACUACAGAGUAAAGCCUCUUCACUACAUCUCCUGGUUGAUUGGCCACGAAGGCACAGGAAGCGUCCUCUCGCUGCUGAGGAGGAAAUGUUGGGCCGUGGCUUUGUUUGGAGGAAACAGUGAAACGGGCUUCGACCAAAAUGGCACCUACUCCAUCUUCUCCAUCUCCAUCACCCUUACAGAUGAAGGUUUCCAGAACUUCUACCAGGUGACUCACCUGGUGUUCCAGUACCUGAAGUUGCUGCAGACUCUAGGACCACAGCAAAGAAUAUAUGAAGAGAUCCAGAAGAUUGAAGCAAAUGAGUUUCACUAUCAGGAGCAGAUCGAUCCCAUAGACUAUGUGGAGGACAUUUGUGAGAACAUGCAGCUGUUUCCUAAAGAAGACUUCCUGACAGGAGAUCAGCUGCUGUUUCAGUAUAAACCAGAAAUCAUCAGUGCAGCUGUGUCACUCCUCACCCCUGAGAGAGCCAACCUGAUGCUGCUGUCACCAGAACAUGAGGGCCAGUGUCCCCUCAGGGAGAAGUGGUUUGGCACCCAGUACAGUGUGGAGGACAUAAGUCAGGAGUGGAUGGAGAAGUGGACCAACCACCUGGAGCUGAACAAUGACCUCCACCUGCCCGCAGAGAACAAGUUCAUCGCCACCGACUUUACCCUGAAGCCCUCUGACAUCCCAGACAGCGAGUACCCGGUCCAGUUAGCCAGCAGCGACAGGGGCUACCUGUGGUACAAGAAGGACACCAAAUUCAAAACUCCAAAAGCCUACAUCAGAUUCCACUUAAUCUCCCCAGUAAUCCAACAAUCUGCCAAGAAUGUAGUCCUGUUCGACCUACUGGUCAACAUCCUUGGACACAACCUGGCAGAGCCGGCCUACGAGGCUGAAGUGGCCCAGCUGGACUACAAACUGGUGGCCGGUGAACACGGCCUGGUCAUCAAGGUCAAAGGAUUCAACCAUAAACUGAGCCUUCUCUUCCACCUGAUCAUCGACCACCUGGCUGAUUUCUGCACCUCCACCAACGUCUUCAGCAUGUUCUCAGAGCUGCUGAAAAAAACCUACUUCAACAUCCUCAUCAAACCUGACAAACUCGGCAAGGACGUCCGUUUGCUGAUCCUGGAGCAUUCUCGCUGGUCCAUGGUGGAGAAGUACCAGGCUCUGACGGCCGGUCUCACCAUCCAGGAGCUGAUGGAGUUCAGCCGCAGCUUCAGGAAGGAGUUGUUCGCAGAAGGGCUGGUGCAGGGAAACGUCAGCAGCUCUGAGUCGCUGCAGUUCCUGCAGUAUGUCACAGAUAAGCUGCAGUUUUCAAAAUUGCAAGAGGAAGUGCCAGUGAUGUUCCAAGUGGUGGAGCUUCCUUUGAAGCAUCACAUCUGCAAAGUCCAGUCACUCAACAAACGAGACGCCAACUCUGAGGUCACAGUUUACUACCAGUCUGGUCCCAAGUCCUUGAGGGAACACACGCUGAUGGAGCUGUUAGUGAUGCACAUGGAAGAACCCUGCUUCGACUUCCUCCGAACCAAAGAAACACUUGGGUACCACGUUUACCCCACCUGCAGAAACACCUCAGGUGUCCUGGGUUUCUCUGUCACUGUGGAAACACAGGCCACCAAGUUCAACACUGAGCUGGUGGAGCUAAAGAUUGAAGAGUUUUUGGCUUCAUUUGGAGAAAACCUGAACGCUCUGACUGAAGAGGCCUUUAAUACUCAGGUAACUGCUUUAAUAAAGCUGAAGGAAUGUGAGGACACGCACCUCUGUGAGGAGGUGGAUAGAAACUGGAACGAAGUGGUAACACAACAGUAUGUGUUUGACAGACUCAACAGAGAGGUGAACGCUCUGAAGCAGAUGACCAAAGAUGAACUGCUCUGCUGGUUCCAGGAACACAGAACAGAAAGCUGCCGCAAACUCAGCGUACACGUGGUGGGAUUUGGGGCAGAAGAAAACAAGGAGAACGGUGAGAGCAGGAAACGGGAAGGAAAGGGAAGCAGUGAGGAGGAUUUGAGUGGCUCCAGCUACGGGGAGGUGUCCAAGCUCACGGUUCUUCCUGCCUCACCCAAAAUGGCCGACGCCCCUGCCGGCACUGACAUGGGAAUGAACUCAGACGGACAGCUGAGGAUUCAAACUCCUACCUGA